CUGCCGCGAAGAUGGCGGCCGCCAGCCCCGAUCCGCCGCCGUUAAACGGCCCGGAGGAGCUGAUGGAGCCGCCUGGUGAGGAGUCUGAGGGCCUCAGUGUCUCAGAGGAGGUCUGGAACAUCAAGCAGAUGAUCAAGCUGACUCAGGAGCAUAUUGAAGCCCUGUUGGAUAAGUUCGGGGGAGACCAUAAUCCACCCUCUAUCUACCUGGAAGCAUAUGAAGAGUACACGAGCAAGCUGGAUGCCCUGCAACAACGUGAACAGCAAUUGUUGGAAUCCAUGGGGAAUGGUACAGAGUUCCCAAACAGUAAUCCCACUCUGACGGAGCUGAUGGAGCCCUGCACCCACCUCACUGUCACUCAGAACUCUCCGAGCCUGUUACAGAACCCAAGCGACAGUUUGAGGGCUAACCCCAAAUCUCCUCAGAAACCCAUUGUUCGAGUCUUCCUGCCCAACAAACAGAGGACUGUGGUCCCGGCACGGUGUGGGGUGACUGUGAGAGACAGCCUGAAGAAAGCUCUGAUGAUGAGGGGACUGACUGCAGACUGCUGUGCAGUCUACAGGACACAGGACGGGGAGAAGAAGCCCAUUGGCUGGGACACAGACAUGUCCUGGUUAACAGGAGAAGAACUACAGGUGGAGGUGCUAGAACAUGUUCCACUGACCACGCAUAACUUUGUCCGAAAGACGUUUUUCACUCUGGCGUUCUGUGAUUUUUGUCGAAAGCUUCUGUUCCAGGGUUUUCGUUGUCAGACGUGUGGAUACAAGUUCCACCAACGUUGUAGCACUGAGGUUCCUCUCAUGUGUGUCAACAUUGACCAGCUAGAUCUGCUCAUUCUUUCCCGAAUCUAUGAAAACCAUCCUAUUACGCAAGACGAUGUAUCGUCCGGAACAACAACACCGGGUUUGGGGAUGUAUCCUUCAGUUCCACCGUCAGAUUCCACAGGGUCCCUAAUUCACUCCACUGCCUCUCCGACAAAAUCGAUUCCAAUCCCACAGCCUUUCAGACCCAGUGAGGAAGAGCAACGCAAUCAGUUUGGGCAACGUGACCGUUCAUCCUCCGCACCAAACGUACAUCUCAACACAAUUGAGCAGGUCAAUAUUGAUGGUCUGAUCCGUGAUCAAGGUCUACCACGCAGUGACGGAGCCCCCUUGACGCAGCCGAUCAGGUGCCUAAGGAAGUACCGCUCCCGGACUCCCAGCCCUUUGUUGCAAUCUUACCCCAAUGACCUUGUCUUUGAUUUUGAGCCUGGUCCUGUAUUCAGAGGGUCCACAUCAGGCCUGUCGGCCACCCCACCUGCUUCGCUGCCUGGUUCCCUGAGUUGUGUCAAAACGUUGCAGAAAUCACCCGGUAGUCAGCCACGAGAGAGGAAAUCAUCAUCCUCAUCAUCCGAAGACCGGAAUAAGAUGAAAACUCUGGGUCGAAGGGACUCCAGUGACGACUGGGAAAUUUCAGAAGGUCAGAUCACAUUGGGUCAAAGGAUAGGAUCGGGCUCAUUUGGAACAGUGUACAAGGGAAAGUGGCAUGGGGAUGUUGCCGUGAAGAUGCUGAAUGUUACAGCUCCGACACCUCAACAGCUACAAGCCUUUAAGAAUGAAGUGGGAGUCCUCAGAAAAACCCGGCAUGUGAACAUCCUCCUAUUUAUGGGUUACACAACAAAGCCUCAGCUUGCCAUCGUGACGCAGUGGUGUGAGGGUUCCAGUCUGUAUCACCACCUUCACAUCAUCGAGACCAAGUUUGAGAUGAUCAAGCUCAUCGACAUUGCCCGCCAGACUGCCCAGGGCAUGGACUACCUACAUGCGAAGUCCAUUAUCCACAGAGACCUGAAGAGUAAUAAUAUUUUUCUACAUGAAGACCUGACGGUGAAGAUUGGAGAUUUUGGCUUGGCAACAGUAAAGUCACGGUGGAGUGGUUCCCAUCAGUUUGAGCAGUUGUCUGGUUCUAUCCUGUGGAUGGCGCCUGAGGUGAUUCGAAUGCAAGAUAAGAACCCCUACAGUUUUCAGUCCGAUGUCUACGCAUUUGGGGUGGUUCUCUAUGAGUUGAUGAGUGGACAAUUACCCUACUCCAACAUCAAUAACCGAGAUCAGAUAAUCUUCAUGGUUGGCCGAGGUUAUCUGACCCCUGACCUCAGUAAGGUGCGCAAUAACUGUCCAAAGGCAAUGAAGAGGUUAAUGGCAGAUUGUCUGAAGAAGAAACGUGAUGAGCGCCCUCUGUUCCCUCAGAUCCUUGCCUCGAUUGAGCUGCUGGCCAGGUCCUUGCCAAAGAUUCAUCGCAGUGCGUCGGAACCCUCUCUCAAUCGGGCCGGUUUCCAAACUGAGGACUUCAGUCUGUAUACGUGUGCUUCCCCAAAGACACCCAUUCAGGCUGGAGGAUAUGCCGGUGAGUUUACUGCAUUCAAAUAGAUGGGGACACCUUACCACCGGCCGGAGCAAGUGUUUGCUGUCACGUCUCGUGUCCUCCCAGUUGUUCCGGGGUUUAAACCUGCAAACAGGAACUACAGCUGUUGACUGAGCUGCCGUUUGUAUCAUUUUCAAGACAGAUUCUGCCAACCGAUUUCUGCAAAGUUGUAGCUCUGAAACUGCCUGAUGCGCAAAUGUGAGUUGCCCCAGAGCCAGCUGUAGCUGUUUGUCUCCCUGAACGAAGAGGAAGGAGGAAACAGCUUCUCUGGAUACUGUUUGCAGUUACUGGGGAGAGGGACAGCGGCCAGGCAUGAAGAGGAAUCUUUGAUAAUCAAGGGACCAUGGGGAGGUUGGGCUGCAACAAUGUUGUAUCGCCCACACUGUGUGAUUGUCUCCCUGCCCCAGACUGGGUUGUGCAAUAACCAUGAUUGAAGAGCAGGAGAGGCCCUAUUACAAUCGAGCAGGAAAUGUUGUGGAACAGCUGCAGUGGCCGCUGUCCCUUGCUCAGCCCUACACUGAGGCACAGAGACACUUUUAUUUAUGUAUAUUUUAUAAUUUAUUCAUUCUUUCCUGUGAGAGGUCAGCACGCUCUUCCUGCCCCCACACAGCACCCCCCACCCGGUACUCCUGGUGCUCCCAUUCUCCAGCUGAUGCUUUUUGUCUCGGGUAAUCUGUUGGUUUCUGCGUCCAGGAAGAGGGAGCAGACAGUGGGCUGUCACUGUUCCCCUGUAGGAGAUCCCCCAAAAUGACCAUUAAUUCCCUUCUCUGCUGCUCAGUUCCCACUGGGUGAAAAUAGGUUGCAUUUUUAGCCCUGGUCCUCCACCAGGUUACGGGGCAAGUGUGUGAUCCUUGACCUUUGCUGUGAGACGGCGUGUUAAAUGCAGACCGUAGAGCCGGCUGUUGCUCUCUUGCUCCAGCUAAGACUGUGCAUCUGCUCCAGGCCAGUCGGCUCUCCCGCACUAGGAAGAAAUAAAGGGCUCGGGGAAUCCGAUGUUGAAUUCUGAAGGGCGUCAUGGAGUUGUCAGAACAAUGAGUAUUCGACUUGACUGUGAUGCCAUCUGUUGUGGACUAGCUUACAGUCACAGGAGGUCAUCAGACCUGAACAAUGGCUCUUCGGAAAAGAUUCAGAUAUUGAAAUGAAACGAAGGAGCACUAAAUUAGCCCCUGUGUUAAUCACCAGCAUGGGUCUUUGGCUGCUAUUUCAUACCAGUCAGGAGCAGAAUUAGGUUAUCCUAACAUGCUGCAGUAAAAUCAGGACCGAUCUCUGUGCCCUCCAUUUUCCUGCCAGUCCCCCCAGACCCUCAUCCGGGGGAAGGGACAGUGAGGGGCUUGAAGAUUGAACAUUAAAAUUCUAGUUGAAAUCCACUACAUGCCUAACCGAUACUUGUACAUCUCAGUUCUACCACAUGGGCUGUUUCUAGAAACAGCAACUGUGGAGGUCAGUCUGUUAAGAUAGGGCUAUAUUUGUAUCAGCAGCAACACAAAUUACUUAGAGACUCAAUCUGUCCCGUAAUGAGGCCCUAGUAAUCUCUGUCAGUAAAUGCUGUGUCAGUCCACUGGUCAUAUAAUUACCCAACCUGAAAAUUACCAUUGACUGUCGGUUCAAUCUAAAUUUAUAAUACUCAGGCACUUCAGACUGGACAUAGCCUUGUUGCGCCCAGUUCUAGAUGGGACCAGUCCCUCAGUAACAGUCUCCACUAAGUUGGAUCUAAUGUUUCAGUUUACCAUUUAAACAGCAACCCCUGUAUUGGCUCUCAGUACAAUGUAAAGACAGCUGAGCUUUAGUUGUCACCAUCUUGUGCUUUUCCUUGUUACAGACCUUACCAGAGCCAGCAAGUGCUAGUGUCAUUCACACUGAAAGGAGGUGGGUUCUAUUGCGCAGUGUUAUUGCCAAGAGGGUACAAGUACCAGUCAUGAGCAUUUAGCUCUGUAGCUGGCUAGGUUCUGUCCACAGCUGCAUAGGCAGCUUCCAGCUAGCACUGCCAGCAAACUGUAGCCACAAACAUCACAGCUGGUAACUCCAUGCUGCAGUACAGCUACUAAGCGUUGGUCAGUCCAUCUCUGUAUCAGACCCUGUUUAAGGUAACUCCCCCCCCCCCCCCUCCCCCCCCGCCCAAAAGGUGAUAGUUGGGGUUAGGUGCACCUUCUGGAGUUUUGCUGCUAUGAUUCAAUUAGAAGCUGAACUUCAUGACUGCUUUUUAAAAACAUUUAUGUACAAGACAAGGGAUUAAAGUGAUCCCUGUGCAAUAACGUUCAAAAUGUGAAACAGUUGGCUUUUGGAGACAUCGCUUCCACUACAGGGGUGUAGACAGGGCAGAGUGUCACUUUCUGCUGCUGUGGCCCUGUCCAUUGGUGAGACUACAGCUGAGGGAGUUUGAAAGAACGUCUGCCUAAAAUAAGGCGACUACACCUGGAGUCGCAGCAUGAGCGGCUGUGGAUUGGAGUAUGGAAGCCAGGGAUUGCAAUGGCAAAAAUAAACCCUUGCAGUGUACGUUUUAAACUUAUUCCUUCCCCUCCACGAAGGGGCACAGGUACAGAGGGCAGAGGGAGCUGACCCAACUUAUACAUUACCAGCUUUUGCAACGAGCAAGCCACUUAUCCCCUACAUAGCCCUGCAAUCUUUUUCUUUGGUACAGUCCUUGCCAAAAUUCCUAUCUCAGAGAAUUACCAAAAAAAUCUUAAUUUAGUAGGUGCUGAUUCCAGUGCCAAACCAAAACGCUGGCACUUCUUGAGGUGCAGCAGGCUCCUAAAAGAGGGGGAAUAAAAAUACUGGUCAAGGUCCUGCUUUCAUGUCUGUUCUAAGAUUAGAGCAAGGAUUGCUUCUCACGGUCAAAAAUCAGCUUCAUCUUGGAUCAGUGUAAAGACUAAAUGUACUGUCAUUUGCAUUCUGCUCCCUCCCCCAGUACCUUCAAUUCUCACCUGUAAAUUUGUAAAAUGGAAUAUAUUGUCAGUUUGCUAUAGAGCAUGGAUACAAAAUUUUGAUAGAUAAUUCAAAAACCUUAUUGUGUAAAGUUAUUUAAAAGACUGUAUUAUAAAAGUUCUAUGUAUGUGAAUAUUGGAAACACUAUAAUAAAGGA
Molecule: messenger RNA, 5476 nt
Organism: Stegostoma tigrinum
Lineage: Eukaryota; Metazoa; Chordata; Chondrichthyes; Orectolobiformes; Stegostomatidae
Gene: braf
Product: B-Raf proto-oncogene, serine/threonine kinase
Exons: 20
Coding region: 12-2402 (796 amino acids)
Biological process (GO): protein phosphorylation; signal transduction
Cellular component (GO): cytosol; plasma membrane; mitochondrion
Molecular function (GO): protein kinase activity; ATP binding
Source: RefSeq, a predicted model, not a curated record